UAUUGAUUAUUUAAUGAGAGCAAUAUCAUAGAGUGAUAUCGAGAGAAAGAAAAAUGAGGAGAGAGUGUCAUCCUUUGCUUGGAGGUGGAAGCAAAUAUGAGCAUUCUCUUUCUUCAGCUGAGAUGGAAUCCAUUGCAAGCAUAUGUGAGGCUCUGUUGCCUCCUCUGCACUUUCACACAACAGCUAAGUCUCACCAAAGCUUUUGGAAAGCUUCUGGUUCUCAAUUCCCUGUCCCUAAUCAGAUUGCAGAGAUACUGAUAAAAAGAGCUCUAAAAGAAGCAGUGAUACUACUGAGAGUGAUUCUGUGGAUGCUGUCAACAAGACUGGGCACUUUGUUGCUAUGUGGCACUCUCUGUCUGAGUAAGAAAUGGCCCUUCAUCCAUAGCUUCUCAAACAUAUCUUUGGAAAACAGAGAAAAAGUUCUGCAGAAAUGGUUCAAGCAUCGCUUCCUCACACCAAUUAGACUCGCAUUUCUUUACAUCAAAGUCCUUUGCCUCUUUGUUUUCUUCUCUCAGUGUGAUGAGAAGGGUGAAAACCCUGCAUGGGAAGCUAUAGGAUAUAAGGUUGACACUGGUGGGAUAAAAAAGAAAGUUCACAAAGAGAGGCCUCUAGAGAAGGGAAUAGUGGAAGCUAUGAAUGAGAAUGACACAAGUCUUCCUAAGUCUCUUAUUAAGAAAGGUCUUGAAGUUGGUAUAGAUGCUAAAAACAAGGUCCUAAAUAUCAAAUGUGAUGUGAUAAUUGUUGGGUCAGGUUGUGGUGGAGGAGUUGCAGCUGCAGUUUUGGCAAGUUCAGGCCUUAAGGUUCUUGUUCUUGAAAAGGGAAACUACUAUACCCCUAAUGAUUAUUCUUCUCUAGAAGGACCCUCUCUGAAUGAGCUUUAUGAAUCAGGAGGAACUUUUGCAUCAUGGGAUGGGAAAGUUGCACUUUUGGCAGGGUCAACAGUGGGUGGUGGUUCUGCUGUUAAUUGGGCAGCAUCUAUUAGAACACCAGAUUGUGUGCUCAAGGAAUGGGGAAAAGACCACAAGCUACCUCUCUUUUCAAGCCACGAAUAUGUUUCUGCCAUGGACACGGUUUGUAAAAGGAUUGGUGUAACCGACAAGUGUGUGGAGGAAGGGCUCCAGAAUCAAGUUCUUAGGAAAGGUUGCGAGAAGCUUAGUCUUCAAGUUGAUUACGUGCCAAGAAACUCACCAGAGGCUCAUUACUGUGGCUCUUGCAACUAUGGUUGUGCAAAGGGAGAAAAACAAGGAACAGAAGUUACAUGGCUUGUUGAUGCUGUGGAUCAUGGAGCAGUGAUACUAACAAAAACUAAAGCUGAAAGGUUUAUAUUGGGAGAUAACAAGAGAGGGAGUGAGAGAAGAAAGAAAUGCUUAGGAGUGAUGGCAAAUGUUUUAGCAAACAACAUCACUUGGAGGCUGAAAAUUGAGGCCAAAGUCACAGUUUCAGCAUGUGGUGCUCUUUCCACACCUCCUUUGAUGAUCUCAAGUGGAUUGAAGAAUAAGCACAUUGGCAAGAAUCUUCAUAUCCAUCCAGUGCUAAUGGCGUGGGGGUAUUUUCCAGAGUCAAUUUCUGAUCUCAAGGGUAAAAGCUAUGAGGGAGGAAUAAUCACUUCUGUCCACAAGGUGCUAUCAGAGGACUCCACAGUGAAGGCUAUAGUUGAAACUCCAGCAGUGGGGCCAGGAGCCUUAUCUACAUUGGUUCCUUGGGUGUCUGGACUUGACUUCAAAGAGAGAAUGCUGAAAUAUUCAAGGACAGUUCAUCUGAUCACAUUUGUUAGGGACAAGGGUUGUGGAGAAGUGAAGAGAGAGGGUAGGGUGUUUUAUGAGUUAGAUGAAUCAGACAAAGAGAACCUAAGGGAUGGGCUUAAGCAGGCACUGAGGAUUCUAAUAGCAGCAGGAGCUGUUGAGGUAGGUACUCACAGAAGUGAUGGACAGAGAAUUAAGUGUAAUGGGAGUAAUGAGAAGGAAUUGGAGAAGUUUGUGGAGUCGGUGUAUGCAACAGGAGGGGCAAUGUCACAUGAAGAAAAGUGGAGUGUUUAUAGCACUGCACACCAUAUGGGGAGUUGUAGGAUGGGGAAGAGUGAAAAGGAAGGUGCAGUGGAUGAAAAUGGGAUGAGUUGGGAAGCAGAAGGACUAUUUGUUUGUGAUGCUAGUUUACUUCCAACUGCAAUUGGGGUCAAUCCCAUGAUAACUAUACUGUCCACUGCCUAUUGUGUUGCCAACAGAAUUGCAGCAUUCUUGAAAAUAGAAUAGAAUUUGUUGUUGUUGUUGUUGUUUUUUUUUUUCAAGCUAGCAUGUCCCUGACAGUGUAGAUGAACAAAGUAUAGUGCAACAAACAUACAAUAAUAGUUGCAUAGGUUGUUUGGAACUUUGAAUUGAAAAGCCAUUCAUGCUACUAAGAACAUGUGAUUAGCAAUAUUAUGAUUGUUUUCCAUU
Cajanus cajan (pigeon pea) is the source of this 2432-nucleotide messenger RNA. It is a transcript of the gene FAO3, whose product is annotated as fatty alcohol oxidase 3. The record is from RefSeq and is a predicted model, not a curated record. NCBI's taxonomy places the organism in Eukaryota, Viridiplantae, Streptophyta, Magnoliopsida, Fabales, Fabaceae. Gene Ontology annotation, molecular function: long-chain-alcohol oxidase activity; flavin adenine dinucleotide binding.